Messenger RNA from Acanthopagrus latus (yellowfin seabream), 3514 nucleotides. RefSeq names its product serotriflin-like. The coding region runs from base 2452 to 3279 and encodes 275 amino acids. NCBI's taxonomy places the organism in Eukaryota, Metazoa, Chordata, Actinopteri, Spariformes, Sparidae. Gene Ontology annotation, cellular component: extracellular region. The transcript has 9 exons. The record is from RefSeq and is a predicted model, not a curated record.
GGCGGCCGACGGCUCUGCGCAUGCGCGGCGGGUGUUGUACCUACAAGUGUUGAUCGCAGGAGGGGAGCAGAUGAACACACUGUACCAAAACGCUCACCACUCACAUUUAGUUGGGGGUAUUUUAGUGUUUCAUUUGAUUGUUAAUUCUGUUGCACGUCUGGAUUUUUUAUUUUUUAAUUUUUUCAGAACUGUUGAGUCUGUCUGAGGGCACCAAGAGUGUAAUGAGUUAAGAAACAUUUCAUGAAUCAUGGCAGUUCAAUCACCUCAUCAGUAAACACAUGCCUAUGUAUUUCAGCCAGACCUUCCUCAGGGCAGCACAAAAUGGCCACUUUAGGGUUCUUACAUUUACAGGUUAGCAGACAGUCACAUGAUCAGUAAAGCUGGAUUAGUGGUGACAUGACUGGACUGGGAAAGCACGAUAUGAUUUUUUACAAGCCGAUACGAUAACCGAUAAUUACCUAUUAAAUAACGGAUAAUAUAAUCAAGCAUUUGUAUAUUUUAGAAAUAAAAGUUCAGCAUUAUGAGCACGUUACUGUUGUUGUUCUUCUCUGUUUUUUAUUGGCUGCUCACAAAACAACUUUAAAGGUGCACGCCACCACCUGCUGUGUGUAGAUGCGCACUUGCUGAGUCAACAAAAGCAAUUGUUGCUUUGCAUUAUCGGCUAUAAUUUCCUUACCUGCCGAUAACCGAUAAUGCAAUUUUUCCAUUAUUGGGAAAGUAAUUUAUCUGUCUGAUAAAUAUUGUGCAUCCCUAGUCCAGACAGUCAGCCACAUGAUCAGUGAAGACGGAUGAGUAGUAACAUGAUUGGUCUAGAGACAACCACAUGACAGAAUACACAGACUUUGGAGGCUUCAGAUGCCUUGGGAGAAAACAGGAGAAAGGUCCUAGUUCCCCCAUUCAAGCCUGGGUAUUGGGCAGCUUUCAGUGUAUGUAUCCAGAGCCAUUCUCUUUGUUAGAGCCUUUUUACUCCGUGUCUCUGUGGCACUAUUUUCCACAACCGAGCAGCACUCCUACCAUCAAAAGGAAAACUAAGAAAAAAAAACCCCUGUGCUGUAACCUCAUGCUUGAUUGAAAUUGAUUUGUUUUUCAUAGGUAGCACUUUGAUUGACCAUUAAAGGUUUCAAAACAGUAUCAGUAAGAAUAAAGUCAAUUCUAGACCUCACAGGGAACCAGUAGAGGGCAGCAAUGUGUUGCAUGAUGUGUUCGAUUCUUCCGGCGUGCCUUAACAGCCUGGCAGCAGAGUUUAGUAUUAGUUGCAGCCCUUUGAUAGUAUAUCUACUGAUAAGAGUAAAGUGCAUUUUAAUUGCCAGUUGUGGAGGAGAUAUAAACACGUAUAACCUUUUCUAGAUUUGAAGAGGAAACGAAUGACGUGAUUUUGGUUAAAGUAAGAUUAAAGCUGCACCACCUCAGUCAGGUCAUUCAACUGCAGGACAUUUUUGUACUUCCAAUUCUUCAUUUUAGUGACACAGGACAUAGUAAAAAGGUAUAAAGUUCAAGUUGAAUGGAUUGGACAUCAAAAUAACACGUUAUCUUUUAUCUUUGGGUAAAUUUAUUAUGAUAACACAAUCUAUGCAGUUAUUUAUUUAAACUAACUAAGUCUGCCAACACAUUUGUGAUUAUGCUGAAUAUUUUUCCCUCAUUUGUAAAACUGACAAUCCAGAUAUCAUGUGUUUUACGAAAGAUUCAAACAUACAGGCCUGCUGUGUCCAAAAAGACCUUUAUAAGCUGUCUAACACCAGAGAGCUGUUUUCAAACCUUAUCGAUGCUCCUAAUCUUAGUUCAAUAAUCAAAGUUUAAUUUAGAUACCAUGUUCCGUAUGAUAUCGCACACCCUCUUAUUAUAACCUUGCCACACACGGAGAACAUACAGAACAUAUUCCAUGCCCCUUUAUUGGAGUUGUCAUGAAAAAAAAAACAGAUGUGUAGGACAAAUCAUGCACAAAAUAACUUUUUAUCAAACUAAUUUUGCAAUAUCACAAUAUUAUAAUGACUGAAUGUGCUUUAUUCGGGAGCAGUUUGUGAUAUGUGAUUGACUUUGGCCUAAUUAAUUGCAUUAGUUGUGCACUAUUAGAUGAAUCCCCUGCUUCACUGCUCCCCCGCACCAGUAGGGAGAGCCGAGGUCCAGAGGUGACCCUAUUCUCCCUCGCCCCUUCUUCCACAACCUCUGUAUGUGACACUUUCUCAGCAGUUUACAUUAAAAAAAAGAUAUGUCCAAAGUGGCUUACAGUAAUUCACACAUACAUACAUAGGCUGAUGGUGACCAGCACAUCAGGAGCAGUUUUGGGGUUCAAUAUCUUGCCCAAGGACAUAUUGACUAGCAGACCAGGGGAGUCGAACCACCAACCUUCUAAUAACAAGACCCUGGCUCUACCCCUGAGUCACAGCCGCCCACCUUCGCAAAACACAUUGCGCCACGUUGACAAAACCCUAUCAUCACUUUGGUCACUCUGUGAUGCCCUUGACUUUGUGUGUUCAUUCAUCACGUGUCUGUGUGGUACCUUUGUAUAUAAAUCACUCUCUGAGGUUGGUAGUCAUGGACGUCACCAUGAACACUGUGAGCUUCCUGUGUGCCUUGGGCCUCUUUGCUGCUCUCCAGGUGCCUGGCACCUUGGCGGAGGAUAUGGAGCCCUUUGCAGAGGGCACUGUCCUGGUCUCCUCCUCCGAUAAGAUUGCGAUUGUGAACAAGCAUAAUGCCCUGAGAAGAGGUGUUCAGCCUACUGCUAGCAACAUGCUGGAAAUGAAUUGGAGCAAUGAGGCUGCAGCCAAUGCACAGGAAUGGGCCAACACCUGCUCCAUGAACCACAGUCCUGCCAGCUCCAGAACGAUCAGCACUAGUGGCUGUGGAGAGAACCUGUACAUGUCCAGCUAUAAGAACACCUGGAGCAACGCGAUCCAGUCCUGGUACGACGAGGUGGCGGACUUUAAAUACGGAGUGGGAUCUAUCAACGGAGGGGUGGUUGGACACUACACACAGGUUGUCUGGUACAGGUCCAACCUUGUUGGCUGCGCGCUUGCCCACUGUCCCAAUGCUCAAUACGAGUACUUCUAUGUCUGCCACUACUGCCCACCUGGGAACUACCAGUUAGCUCGCCCCUACGAGUCAGGACCCACCUGCGGUGACUGCCGCAGUGCCUGUGAUAACAAACUGUGCACCAACCCCUGUAAAUACGCUGAUAAGUACAGUAACUGUCCAGAUCUGAAGCAGCAGUGGGGCUGCAGCAACAGCGACGUGGCCUCCUGCUGCCCAGCCUCCUGCAAGUGCACCAACGAGAUCAUUUAAAUGGCGGCAUGUCCACAUCGACCCUGACUGCUCAGUCAGUAUCAAUAAACAUACUCAGCAUCAGAGCUUGUGUUCCUCCUUUUUAAUAGUCAGAGAUACUUGACCUGCUCAGUAAUCAGCAGACAGAGAAAAGGAAAAGUAUUCUGACACUGUUCCUCUCUAGACAAACACUGCCUGCACUUUGACUGCACAGGUGUGAACUCCUAAAGAGAAAGGAGAACAUACUUGACUUGGA